AUGGCUGACAACGGUCUCUCUCUCGGCCUCUGGCCAACUCCCACCGCCGCCGCAGCCCCAACGCGGGUGCGCCUGGCUACGAUGAAUGGCCAGAACCCCGGCUCGAACCCGUCGCACCUGCCUCCCCCGACCUCUCCAUAUUCGCGCGAGAACACCCAAAUCCGAUUCCCGGACCGCGGAUCACUUCUCCGAUGGGCCAAGGGUUACAACUACGGUUUCGUUGAGUACGACGACCCCGGUGCCGCCGAACGCGCCAUGCAGACCUUGAAUGGCCGCCGUGUCCAUCAGUCGGAGAUUCGCGUCAACUGGGCCUAUCAGUCCAACAGCACCAACAAGGAGGACACUUCGAACCAUUUUCAUAUCUUCGUCGGCGAUCUGUCGAAUGAAGUCAAUGAUGAAGUUCUCCUCCAGGCCUUCUCUGCCUUUGGUUCCGUUUCCGAGGCCCGUGUCAUGUGGGACAUGAAAACCGGCCGCUCUCGUGGCUAUGGCUUCGUCGCCUUCCGCGAGCGCCCGGAUGCCGAGAAGGCCCUCAGCUCCAUGGAUGGCGAGUGGCUCGGCUCCCGUGCUAUCCGCUGCAACUGGGCCAACCAAAAGGGCCAGCCGUCCAUGGCCCAACAACAGGCCAUGCAGCAGAUGGGCAUGACCCCGACCACGCCGUACGGCCACCACCACUUCCCUACCCAUGGCGUCCACAGCUACGACAUGAUCGUCAACCAGACCCCAGCCUGGCAGACCACUUGCUACGUCGGUAACCUGACUCCCUACACUACCCAGCAAGAUAUCGUCCCGCUCUUUCAGAACUUUGGCUUCGUCGUCGAAUCACGUUUCCAAGCCGACCGCGGCUUCUCGUUCGUCAAGAUGGAUACUCACGAGAACGCCGCCAUGGCCAUCUGCCAGCUGAACGGCUACAACGUCAAUGGUCGCCCGCUCAAGUGCAGCUGGGGCAAGGACAAGACACCCAGCCAUCCCCAGCAGUUCGACCCCAACCAGCAGUACAGCCCUCAGAGCGCGCAGACCCCUGGCUACCCCACCACGCCCUCCACGUAUUUCAACCAGUACGGCAGUGGUACGUAUCCCCGCGAGGCUGCUGCUCCGAACUCGGUAGUUAACGCCCCCCCCAUGGGCUACAGCGGUCCCCCGAGCGCUGGCGGCUAUGGUCGUGGACAGCAGUCCAACGCGCAGUGGAACCAGCCGCCCCCUGGCCAAAACUUCAACAACGGUUUCUCUGGUUACCAGGGUUAA
This is a messenger RNA of Chaetomium globosum CBS 148.51, 1242 nucleotides long. RefSeq lists its product as uncharacterized. Bases 1 to 1242 code for a protein of 413 amino acids. Gene Ontology annotation, molecular function: RNA binding. The transcript has 5 exons. Lineage: Eukaryota; Fungi; Ascomycota; Sordariomycetes; Sordariales; Chaetomiaceae. The record is from RefSeq and is a predicted model, not a curated record.